Carcharodon carcharias (great white shark) is the source of this 2291-nucleotide messenger RNA. Its product is annotated as 2-acylglycerol O-acyltransferase 1-like. Gene Ontology annotation, biological process: triglyceride biosynthetic process. The coding region runs from base 252 to 1259 and encodes 335 amino acids. The record is from RefSeq and is a predicted model, not a curated record. Gene Ontology annotation, cellular component: endoplasmic reticulum membrane. The transcript has 7 exons. Gene Ontology annotation, molecular function: diacylglycerol O-acyltransferase activity. Lineage: Eukaryota; Metazoa; Chordata; Chondrichthyes; Lamniformes; Lamnidae.
UAAAGGCGCGGCACGUUUAUCAAGUAAAGCUAGUUGAUGUGGUGCAGGAGAUGAUAAAUAUUCAGUAAAAUAAUUUCUCCCAAUUCGAAGAUUUUCUAACAGCCCGAGCAGGAAUCGGUUUCACAGAACGCUGAAAUCGAACCGUCCCUUUUUAAAAACUAGAAGGCGUCGUUGGGUUAUAGUGCUAACUGCCUUUCGGAUCUGUGAACGAGACUUGCAGCAAUUCCUCCUUUGGGUGGGCAGCUGUUGACAUGAAGAUCGAGUUUGCACCUAUUAAUAUCCCUCUGAGGAGAAGGAUUCAAACGUUUGCUGUUCUCCAGUGGAUCUUUACCUUUUUGUUCUUAGGUCAAUGCUGCCUGAUUGUCCUUCUGUUGCUCAUAUUUGCUGGUUACUGGUAUAUUGCUGCAGUUUACUCUGUUUGGUUGUAUCUUGACUGGGAAACACCAAAUCAGGGUGGAAGAAGGUCAGAGUGGGUCAGAAAAUGGACUAUCUGGAGUUACUUCCGGGACUACUUCCCUAUUCACCUUGUGAAAACAGCUGAUCUGGAUCCACAGUACAACUAUCUCUUUGGAUUUCAUCCUCAUGGAGUGCUUGUUGCUGGAGCUUUUGGAAACUUUUGCACUGAGACUACAGGCUUUCAGAAGUUGUUUCCAGGUUUGACAUCAUACCUGUGCAUACUGCCAAUGUGGUUCAAGCUUCCUAUUUACAGGGAUUACAUCAUGUGUGCAGGUCUUGUCUCAUGUGUAAAGAGCAGUGUUUCUCACAUUCUAAGCAGGAGGGGAGGUGGGAAUGUGGUUGUCAUUGUAAUAGGUGGUGCUGAAGAAUCUCUGGAUGCCAGGCCUGGAGCACUAACUUUGAAAACCCUUAACAGAAAAGGAUUCAUUAAAUUGGCUAUAAAAUGUGGGGCACAUCUGGUCCCAGUCUUUUCCUUUGGGGAAAAUGAACUCUUUAAUCAGGUAAACAAUCCAAAAGGGUCUUUUCUUCGGGCAACACAGGAGCAAUUACGGAAGAUCAUGGGAUUUACAAUGCCAUUGUUUCAUGCUAGGGGCGUCUUCCAGUACAGUUUUGGGCUGCUACCAUACAGGAAACCUAUUUACACCAUAGUGGGAAAACCAAUCAAUGUACAGCAAAAUCAUACCCCUUCAAGUGAAGAGAUUGAAGCACUACAUACAAAGUAUAUUGAGGCAUUAAAUAAAUUAUUUGAAGAACACAAAGCUCAGUAUGGAAUUCCAGAAAAAGACCGUCUACUUUUCAGUUGACUUUUAGCUUUGAACACCUGAAUUCACACACACAAUAUAGUCAUUGUGGGGGUAAUAUUAAUUUUGGAAGAUAUGUAUUUAGGUGUAGAUGAAUCCUUGAAAAUGGUUUGAUUUUUGGACCCUUUUUUAUUCUGAUAUUUGCAAAGUUGGUCUAUAAUGUUUAAACAGCUCGACUUCAGCUGAUAAGUACCAGUAUAGAAACACUGAUGUAAUGUCUGGGUAUGCAGAACAUUUGAUGAUCUGCACUUUACAAUUAGUAGUAAAAGAGAUAUUUCUUUAUAAAAUCAAUCCUUUUGAAUUGGGCAUAUACUAAUUGACCCUACUACUUGCACUACUCCAUCAGCUGAAAUGGAGAUUUAAAAAGCUCUUCCAGAGAGCCUUGUAUAAUGGAAUUAUUCUAGAAUCAGAUUGCCUCAAAAUACUAAUUAUAAUUAAAGAGAAGUACUUAUUAUUACCAAAGUGCUUCUUUAAAAUCCCCUGAGGUACAAACAAAAGAAAGUGUACCAAAACAUUGAUCACAUGGCUGUAAAUACCAUGAAACGUUUUAACAAUUGUAAAAACAAAAUCCCUAUAUUUUUAUCAAGCAACCCCUUACUUAUAAUACAACCAUUAAAGUAUCUUGAUAAAAGAAUAUAUAAGUGUAAAUUAUAGUUUCUGACUGUUACCUUUUACAUCUGGAAAUUACAAUCCAAAGAUCUGGCUUAUAUUCUCAAAUGUAUCAUCUUAGUGUUAAUGACUCAUGUUUAUUUGUUCAUGUUUUUUUUAAAGAAAAUUAGCUAUUUUGAAAAAAGGGUAGGGGAGAGGAAAGGAGAGCAUAGAUACAUAUUUGCAUCUAAUGAAUUAUGAGUUUAAAAACAACACGUGUCUUUAAUAUCACAUGUUUGUAUUGCUUUUUUAUUCUAAGAACAUUUAACUAUUUCUGUAAAGUACCCAAUCUGGUUAAGUCCUGUAAUGAAACAAAACCUGAGACCAUCUCAUUUAAUAGGUCUGCUGUGUGUCUUUUUUCCAAUUAAACCAAAAAAAAAGUUAAAA